Molecule: messenger RNA, 1371 nt
Organism: Acytostelium subglobosum LB1
Lineage: Eukaryota; Evosea; Eumycetozoa; Acytosteliales; Acytosteliaceae
Exons: 2
Coding region: 1-1371 (456 amino acids)
Source: RefSeq, a predicted model, not a curated record
AUGUUAACCGCUACGCCAUCCUCAGCCAUUGCCAAAAGCGAUUACGAUGACAACUUUAUGAAGAACCUCUCUAACAACAAAGGAGCCAAGCCAUCAGCAACACCACAACCGUCCAAGGCUUCAUCCAAGAUAUUUAUACCACCCACAUCCUAUAGGAAGCAGCCAGCAGAGAUGAUCAACAAACAACACCCACAGCAGCAUCAACCACAAUGGAAGCUACCUCCUAGACUUGACACCGCUGUCAAACCAAUAGAAACGAUGGCACCAAACGUCAACAUCAAUCCCAACAGCGUUGGCUCAGUGUCGUUGCUUGACCUGACAGACUCUCACAGUGCUUGGGAUGAUGAUCUACCACUCGCCAACGACAAUGAACCCGUUCCAGACCCCAACAGAAGGAAGUCAAGCAAAGGUCGUGUCAAUGUAAGGUGGGCAUCUGACGACCAACUACUACAGAUCAAGGAGUUCACGACAGAAGUUGAGGAGAUCCAUGAAACAAAGGACUUUGAAAUGGCGAAAGCAGCAGAGCACGAAGGCGAGAAACGAUUCAACCUUAACUCUGGUUCCAAAAGAAUGGAAACCACCACACUUUGGACCACUCCAUCAAUGCUGGAUGUCGAUUCCCUACCUGCACUUGAUGAGGGCUCAGCCAGCACAGAGAAGAUUGCACAGGCAGAGCGCGAGAACUUCACCCUGAUGGAGGUAUACUUUGCUGCCAACAUCCCUGACAAUCCCAAAGAGCCCGACUCUGUGGAGGACUAUGACGAGUCUAAGGUUCCUGUGUUCUCCUUCCUGGAUGCACCUGAACCAACUCCAAUGCAACUACAACAAAUGUCGUCAUCACCCAACUUUGACAAUAUCCUCUACACAGUGCCAUCAUUUACCUCUUCCAUCACUAAUCAACAGAAUUCAUAUGAUAACAUGGCCUUUAACAACAACAACAACAACAGCAACAUCAAUAACAAUUAUUUAUUUGGCAAUGGAAUGGACAUGGCAAUGAACAACAACAACAUCAACAAUAUGAACAACAACAAUCUAAACUUUGGAGGCAACAUCAACUAUAACCAGUCCUUCAACUCAACCAAUGGUGCAUUUGGUAAUAACUAUGUAAAUUCAUUUACCAACACUCCUGUCAACAACUUUAAUACCUUCCAAGGACAACAACAACAAGGUUUCAGCAACAACAAUAACUACAAUGGAUUCAAUGGCAAUGAUGGAAACUUCUACAAUAACUUUAAUGACAACUUGAAUAGUUUCCAACAACAAGGUUUCAACAACAACAUUAGCAACAACAACAACAUUAGCAACAACAACAACAACAACCUCAACAACACUUUGAAUAGUUUCCAACAAUAUAAUCAAGGCUACUCAUAG